AUGUCUGUCUUGCUGGAGACCUCGUUAGGUGACUUGGUCAUCGACUUAGAAGUAGAAGCGUGUCCCAAGACGUGCCAAAACUUCCUGAAACUUUGCAAGAUUUACUACUACAAUCUCAAUGCUUUCUUCAACGUGUCUAAAGAUUUCCUGGCCCAGACAGGGGACCCAACUGCUACAGGGACGGGAGGCGAGUCCAUCUGGUCUUUGAUAGCUUCGCAGCAAGGGAAACAAGAACCUCGCUACUUCAGCCCGGAGUUCGUGCCCCGCCUGAAACACAAGGAGAAGGGAACGGUGUCCAUGGCUGUCGCCCCAGCCAUCGACGGAGAGGGCAAGGGCGGCUGUGGUAGCCAGUUCUUCAUCACACUGGGGAACGACAUCGAGUACCUUGACGGGAAACACGCGGUCUUCGGGCAUGUCGUUGAGGGACUCGACACUCUGGACAAGCUGAACGACGUCUUCGUAGAUCAGGAGGGAAGACCAUUCAAAGAUAUCAGGAUAAGGCAUGUGGAGAUCUUGGACGACCCGUUUGAAGAUCCUUCCGGCCUAGUAGUCCCUGACUCCAUUCCUACGAAACCCCCAGAUAACUCUACUCGCAUCGCUGAGGACGAAGAUCCACUGGCCGCUCUUCCCGAAGAAGAAGCGGAGGCAGAAAGGCGGAAACAAGCUGCGCGAGCCUCUGCACUGACACUGGAGAUGGUCGGAGACCUCCCGUUCGCCAACGUGAGGCCACCCGAAAAUGUCCUCUUCGUUUGCAAGCUCAACCCGGUCACCCGAGAUGAGGACCUCGAGCUCAUCUUCUCACGCUUCGGUCCCAUUAUGAGCUGCCAGGUGAUUCGUGACAAGAAGACAGGGGACUCGCUGCAAUACGCGUUCAUUGAGUUUGACAAGCGAAAGGAUGCCGAGCAGGCGUACUUCAAGAUGCAGAAUGUCCUCGUGGACGAACGUCGGAUUUGGGUGGACUUCUCGCAGUCCGUUGCUCGUCUGAACACUUCCUGGUCGAACAACCCCAGAGUGGGGCUGCGUCCGCCACGAGGCGACAGCGGUCGAGGUGCCGCCGGUGGGUUCGGCGGCCUUGAGGACCUCGAGGUCACCCGCAGGUACAGAGAAGGCGUCUCUAGGGAUGAUGCCAAAUAUGGGAUGGUUUUCGAUGUGGGUGACGACGACCGGCGCCACCGGCGUCGCAGCAUGAGCAAAAGCCCGAAAGACAGCCCGAGAGAACACAGAAGACGCUCGCGAUCUCCUCGUCCAAGAGACCGCGAUCGAGGUGAACGCGAUCGGGAUAGCCGGAGGAGUCAUAGCAGAGACAGGCUUUCUAGGGAUCGCUAUGACCGUCGCCGGUGA
This is a messenger RNA of Laetiporus sulphureus 93-53, 1341 nucleotides long. RefSeq names its product cyclophilin-like protein. Lineage: Eukaryota; Fungi; Basidiomycota; Agaricomycetes; Polyporales; Laetiporaceae. Gene Ontology annotation, cellular component: nucleus. The record is from RefSeq and is a predicted model, not a curated record. Gene Ontology annotation, molecular function: peptidyl-prolyl cis-trans isomerase activity; RNA binding. The transcript is spliced from 5 exons. The coding region runs from base 1 to 1341 and encodes 446 amino acids. Gene Ontology annotation, biological process: protein peptidyl-prolyl isomerization.